Spodoptera frugiperda (fall armyworm) is the source of this 5196-nucleotide messenger RNA. RefSeq lists its product as uncharacterized. Gene Ontology annotation, molecular function: tRNA (guanine) methyltransferase activity; RNA binding. NCBI's taxonomy places the organism in Eukaryota, Metazoa, Arthropoda, Insecta, Lepidoptera, Noctuidae. The record is from RefSeq and is a predicted model, not a curated record. The coding region runs from base 317 to 4549 and encodes 1410 amino acids. Gene Ontology annotation, biological process: tRNA methylation. The transcript has 7 exons.
UCACAUUGGCGCAUGUAAUACAAAAUCGAAUUGUCAAAAAUGUGCGAAUCUAAACAUUUAUACACUGAAACAGUAAGCACAUUGACUAUUACACGAGUGCAAGUGAAAUAGAUAUAAAACUAUGCUUAAAAUUCACAUUUACGCAAUUGUCAAUGUCGAUAUGAUACUGUCAAUGUGAUCGGCCGUAUGGAAAUGAAAACAAUGUCCAUGCCGUACAAAGAGUAAACCCGCAUUUCAAACUUGUUUAAAUUUAAAUAAUACUCGAAAUAUAUUCGAGUAAAGUGUUAAAAAAGCAAGUAAUUUUCUUUUACAAGCAAUGGAUAAUCAAGGAGAAUUUCUGCAUUUCCUAGAUAUACUAGAUUUGGAUGAGGAAGUUAUCGAUACCCAUUUGAAAAGACUUAUGGAAAUAACUCACCAUUCCAAUAAACAUCUACGUAAUAUUAUUCAAUUACUGAAGUACAAACUGCUUGUUAACGUCCAAGAAGGUAUAGAAUGUGAGAAUAGCGAAGAGUUUGAUUUCAUAGUUAAAUUACUGAAGGAUCUAACGAGUGACAAUGUCGGUUAUGUUUGUGAAAUUAUCAACAUGGUACUGUGCUUGAAACCAAGUGAUGUGGCUAGCAAAGCUGAACACUUGCUGCAGCAAAUAUUGUCCAACAUUGACUUCCAACUGGAAGCACCAUCUACCUCCUUGCCUAGUGAUAUAAACAUGGACAAAUUACUUUGUUUAAAAGUCGCUGAUAGUAUCCUGAAUGCGACCAUUCAGUUUGGAGAAAAAGUGUCCUUACUGUUCUUAGAGACACCUUUAGAAAAGGUCCUAGAUUCAUCAGAUGAAGUACUGAAAGUAUACUUUUUAACAGAUAUGGUACCAGCACUACUUUAUGGGGUAGUAGGCUAUGAUAUACUAGACAGGAUAUGGGACCACAUACAGUCAUUCAAAGGGGAUAAAAAGGAGAAUGCAUUAAAGGUACUCAGCUGCCUCUCUGAUUACUACCUACCCACCCCUGAUGCAAAAGGAGAUAGCCAAUUUGUAUCUGAAAUUGUCCACCAGUAUAACUUUUGGGAGAUUGUAUUAUUUGGCAUGAUGUCUGACAAUCCAUCCACUAGGAAAAUAUCUGUGUACCUCACUAAAAAGGCAAUAGACUCUAUUAUAGCCACCAAAAAGGAUGUCAAAGUUAUAUAUUUAAAUGAAACAAUAUUCCAAUGGAAUAAUGGCAAUACUAAAGCUCUGAAAACAAUGUGGCAUAAUUUCUUUAUCUUAAUAGACAGUUUAGAAGAAAAGCAGGGAAACAUAGUGUUACCAUCACUAAAAUUAUUUGAAUCUAUACAUGUUGGUGAUUGGUGGUUGAACUCAGCUUUUAACAUGGGUCUUAAACAUGAGAAUACUCAAGUCAGAUUAAAAUGCAUGGAGUAUAAGCUUAAGACUAAAAUUAGAAAUGAAACAGAAGCUCAAAUAUUGCUGGAAGCCAUUAAUGAUAUUAAUUUAUUUGAUAACAGUGCAAUAUAUCAAGGCCUAAAGGCUCAGAUACUGGAAUUAAUGGCUGAUCCACAAUCAUUUAUAGAAAUAUUUAAAUCUAUAACUCAAGUUAAAUGGUCUCCUAUACCAUUGUACCACUUCACUGAUGUUUUAACCAAUUUAAGAACUGAUGUUUCAUUAGUAGCAAAUGAUAAAGAAUUGUCCAAAACUGUAGCAGAUAUUUUGAAGAUACCUUGUAAUAAUGUUGUUUUACGAAGAGCAGUACAGAUCAACAUUAUAUAUUUCAUAAAAAAUUGCCUAAGUCACUUAAAUUGGAGAGAUAUUAUAAAUAUUUACCCUAAUAUUAAUCUAAAAGUUCCCUUUCAAGAAAACCCAUUUAUUGAAAUUGUAAAACAAGUCCCAAUAACAAAUGAAGAUAGAGUAAAUAAUUUAAAAAUAAUGUCAGAGAGUCACACAAAUGUAGACCUUAUUUUGCUGUACUUGUUGGCUCAUGAAGAGGAUACAAGAAUCGUUAUUGAAAUAAUCGAAGAUAAAAUGAAGAAAAUAGAAGAAGGCCUUAACAGGCAAUAUGCAGAUAAGAAAGACUAUCUCAAUGAUGUUUUAUUCUUAAUGGAUUUGUCAAGCAAAACUAAAGAUUCUUCCCUAAGACACAAUAUUAAUGAAGUGAUCACAAAGCAAAAUAAGACUUUAUUGCUCUAUCUACUAAGUCUGUUUUCUAAUGACGUGAUAUUAAGAAUGGAGGAUAUAUCGAAAUUAUGUAAAUAUCAUGAAUUUAUUUUUAAUGAAAAAGAGCUGGGAGAUACAUUAUUGCAGCUCUAUAAAACUGCUGUUUUAUUUCUGAAGUCUAACCCAGAUAUAGAUAAAGCAGUCAUUAGUUUAUUUAUUAUAAAAAUGCUACACAGUAGUCCUGUAAUGCUAACCAAUUAUAUGCAUGAAAUGCUUAAUGUAAAUAGUUUUAUUCAAAUAGUUGCAACAAUAGAAUUCAAAGAUGCCCAAAAUGAAAGUGUGGGUAGAUCGAAAAAUGUGUUCUAUGAAAAGACUUGUGCAAUAAUAUGCUUUAUGAUCAAAGAAGAGAAAGAUGUUGAUUGUUGCUUAGAUGAGGUGAUUACUUACAUCGAAAAUGUUCUGGAACGUGGAGGGUAUGGGUGUCUAAAAUGGAUCCUGAAGACAGUCAACAAAAUCAUUAACAAACUUACUAACGAUAACACCAACUUCAACUUAAUUCAGUUUGUUAAUAGAGUGUGGACUGAAAUUGAGGAGCUGAAGUCCAACAGCCAAUAUUCACCAUGCAUUGAAGAGUUUGUUAAAUUGAUAACUCAAGAUUGUAUUCUAAAAAAUGCAAUGUACAACAAUUCGGUUGUAACUACAUACUGCAAUAAGAUCAUAGAAUAUGGUCCUAUAAAAACGAAUCCACUCUUCUACUUGAUUAGGAAAUUAAAUGGGAAAGAUAUGAAGGAGUAUGGGCAUUUGAUUUAUGUUUUAUGUGAGAUAUUGCUCUACUGUCCCGUACCUAGGAAAGAUCAGAGGAUUUCAGAUAAUGUAACACUAGAAGUUCUACAAGAUCCGAGAUAUCGCGUAAAUAAAGAAAGUAUUGAUGUCCACUUCAACUACGAAAUCCAGUAUCUUGCAAUAGCAUCAUUAUGCAACAUCAAUGACGCAGAAACUCUCAGCAUGAUCACCAAUCUCACGACCAUUCGCAUCGACAGCCUAUUCAAGAAUAAACAGCGUUACCAUGGCAACUCGCAAUUGCACAGAGUUUUGCAAACUACCCUACAACAUAUGUUGUUGCUAGUGUUGAAGAAUGGGGAUUCAAAGAGUUUUUGGAGUGAGAGUAAUUGGUGUUUGGAUAUGUUUGUGAAGCUCCCACAUCAACCCAGUGUCAGGAUUUGCUUCGAAUGGUUCAUUUCGCUGUAUUUUUAUGUUGAGAAAAUCGUCAUUGGCGAAGAAAUGCUACAGAUUAUGAAAUCUAGACACAUACCACUAAUUUCUCAGUUCUUCAUACUAUAUUGGGUGCUAAAGCAUAAAAUAUCGAACAACACAUACACAGAACUUGAGUACAAUUUUGUUUUGGAGUUCCUCCUCUCCCAUACAAUGGGUCAACUAUUCAACGUUAGAUUGAACGCACAAUAUUUGGCAACCGUCCUAUACAAACUGGCGAACAAAACGACUAAAUACGAAUACACUAUAAACAUUAUAGAAAGAACCUUUUCAGAAUGUAAUACCGACAAGAACUACAUAAAACUUCAAAAUGAUUAUUUUACUAAUGACUUUGAUAUUGUUGGCAACCUUACACCGUAUUUCAUAUAUUAUUUAUUGCCAAAAUUGUGUGAAGUAGACAGUAAUGAGAAGAUCGAUAUGCAGUUUGUUAAUCAUAUAAUCAAGGAUAUUGAUGAAAAGGUGGCUAAAGAUGGUACUGGAGACUUCAUAAAUGAGUGGAAAUGUUGUCGGAAGGCCGAUGAUCAGUUUGCAGUGAUCCAACCGAGUAAAGGUCUUGAUGAGAGGAAUUCUGAAGAUGUCGAAGCCAUGGGGACUAUUCAGAAGAAGUAUAUUCCUUGGAGAAAUAUGAGCGAUGUUAAUGUUUAUGAUGCGGGGAAGAAGAGGGAAAGUCCAAGCCAAUUAAUAGUGGUGGCAUCAUUGAUAGAUAAGCUACCCAACUUGGGUGGAAUGGCGCGCACCAGCGAAGUGUUUGGCGUUCAAACGUAUGUCGUGGACAGUUUGAGGCACCUUCAGGACAGGCAGUUCCAGGGACUCAGUGUAUCAGCAGAAAGAUGGAUCAACGUAGAAGAGGUUCGUCCUGGCCGUCCUCUCAAGGAGUACCUUCUGAAGAAGAAAGAGGAGGGAUACGCCGUGGUGGCUGCGGAACAGACCUCCAGCAGCACCAAGCUGCAGACUUUCAAGUUUCCUAAGAAGACUUUAUUGUUGCUUGGCCACGAGAAAGAGGGCGUGCCAUGCGACUUGCUGCCCCUAAUGGACCACUGCGUGGAAAUCCCUCAACAAGGCUACGUCAGAUCGCUAAAUGUACACGUUACGGCCGCCAUAUUCGUUUGGGAGUACGCUAGACAGAAUGUUUUGUAACAAAACAUCAUUUAUUACCUCUACACCUACAAGCUUACAUAAAUAGGCACCUUGUUGAAUAAAAAAUGGCUGUGACAUACGGACGGACAGACAGACAGAUAUGACGAAUCUAUAAGGGUUCCGUUUUUUGCUAUUUGGCUACGGAACCCUAAAAAGACUGGUUUGUUUGUAUGAGAUAGAUGUGGAAAAAUAUUAUUAUGAUGGGGGCUACCGUGUUUAUUUAGUCACCAGAUGGCGCAAAUGUUUUGUCCAAUCACUGUAGCUGUCAAAUAUUUAACGUCCAAUGGUGUGACACAAGCUAAUUCCCUAUUGGACGAAUAGCGAGAAGAUCUCACUAUUGCCAUCCUGUGAGUUAAAAUACAGUUUAUACAGUAGCCCCAUUAUGUACUUUUCAAUCCUAUAUAUGUAUAGACUUUUUACUAUUUUUUAUGCCAUUUAUAUAAGCCUGUCAGGUUAAAGCUAAAAGCUGCAAUAACAAUUUUUAUUUUAUAAUUUGAAUUUUUAUUUAAAUUUUAAAUUGUGGACGUCAUUGCGAUGUGCGAUUUUGCUGCACAAAGCUUCAUAAUUGUUCAAUUGUUAAAAAAAAUAAAAAUAAUAAUGUUACAUAAAAUUUUACAUAUUUUUUAUUAAAGUUUAUAACAGUAUAA